AUGCUGGACCCUUCGUCCAGCGAAGAGGAAUCGGAUGAGAUCGUGGAGGAGGAGAGCGGCAAGGAGAUCAGCAAACAGCAGCUGCAGACCGUCAAGGACCGCUUCCAGGCUUUCCUCAAUGGGGAAACCCAGAUCGUGGCUGACGAGGCCUUCAUGAACGCCGUCCAGAGUUACUAUGAGGUGUUCCUGAAGAGCGACCGCGUGGCCCGCAUGGUGCAGAGUGGGGGCUGCUCCGCCAACGACUCUCGGGAGGUCUUCAAGAAGCACAUCGAGAAGAGGGUGCGCAGCCUCCCCGAGAUCGAUGGCCUCAGCAAGGAGACCGUGCUGAGCUCCUGGAUGGCCAAGUUCGAUGCCAUCUACCGCGGGGAAGAGGACCCCAGGAAGCAGCAGGCCCGGAUGACCGCCAGCGCAGCCUCUGAGCUGAUUCUGAGCAAAGAGCAACUGUACGAGAUGUUCCAGAACAUUCUCGGGAUCAAGAAGUUUGAACAUCAGCUCUUGUACAACGCCUGCCAG
Messenger RNA from Myotis brandtii (Brandt's bat), 513 nucleotides. RefSeq names its product calcium-dependent secretion activator 1-like. Gene Ontology annotation, cellular component: glutamatergic synapse. The transcript has 3 exons. Gene Ontology annotation, biological process: positive regulation of exocytosis; synaptic vesicle exocytosis; dense core granule exocytosis. Lineage: Eukaryota; Metazoa; Chordata; Mammalia; Chiroptera; Vespertilionidae. The record is from RefSeq and is a predicted model, not a curated record. The annotation marks the transcript as partial.